AUGCGGCUCUAUCCUCAACAAUUAUUUUUCCAUGGACUGGGCUCUAAGCCGGAAUACGUCUUCACUAUUGAUUUCUGGCAUCGCUCCCCAUCGCCAUCCAAUGAAGCUGAGCCAGGUGAAGCGAAAUCUGAUGAUGACGAGGGUGAAAUAAUCUGUGCUACCGGCGGAGCUGACACAGUCGUUCGGCUGUGGAAAGUCGUGAAGGGCGGUUCAGCAACUGGUUCCUCGUCGACAGUCAAUGCCAACAGUCAAGGAUCUCCUAAUUCUAGUAGACCUGCUGAGAAGGAUGGCAUCGACACUCCGAUGACAGUGAGCACGCGAGACCCCCAUUUAGUGAUGCAUGCUGAGCUCAGUGGCAGCCAUUCACACGGAUGUGUAACCUGUGUGAGGUUUGCUCCACCUAUUACCGGAGAACCUCCGGUCCUAGCCUCGGCUGGAGAUGACGGCCGCGUUGUCUUCUGGGUCUACAGCGAGUCCCCACUCACUGGGGAGAUGCAAUGGAUGGCUCAGGCUAGGGCUCUCAAUUGCCUUGAUGAAGUAUCAGGAAUAGCAUGGUCUCCUAAUGCACGGCAACUAGCAGUAUGUCUUCACCGGGAGCUCUGUGUGGUAUGGGAUGUUGCCACAGCAAAACAAAUACAGAGACUGGACGGCCACACCUCGAGAGUCCUUGGUGUGGCAUGGGAUCCUCGAGAUCGCUAUAUCUGCACGACCAGUGCUGACCGUACUUGCCGAGUAUGGGCUCGGAAUAAACGGAAGAGCUUCUAUCCAAAGGCGGUGGUUCGGACGUACGACGCUAAGGUUAUGGCUAAGGAGGCCGAUAAUGUGAAUGAGGCUCUGGAGCCGGGGACAGAGGACUCCGUGCCGGCCUCGUUGGCUGAGAGGACGGUUCGAGAAAAGAUCUUCAUCAACGAUAGUCACUAUGCUCACGAUGCUACCGCCCAUUUCUUCCGUCGACCCAGCUUUUCCCCGGAUGGUCGGUUGCUGUUGGUUCCAGGCUGCCUCACGCCGCACGGUGACUACGGCUGUCUAGUCCUGGCCAGGGGCGAUGGCUUCUCGAACCCCGCUGCCAUCAUCAACUCUGGCUCUGUGUCGCCCACUGUCUGUUCGAGGUUCUUCCCCUCCCCGGUCCGAUCCUCUGACCAAUCAUCUCACUACGUAUUCAGUGUGGGUACCGCUGCUGCACAGCUAGUGUUGUAUGAUACGACCGUCUUCUCUAAGGGAGGCCCUCGAAGACUACCGAGAACUGCCGGUUCGGACCUUCACUGUACAAGUAUAGUAGACCUAGCUUUUGACCACACCGGACAGUUCUUGGCAGUGGCCGGCAGCGAUGGUUAUGUUACGUUAUGCUCCUUGGACGAGACGGACUUAGGAGGUUCACCUUGCAUGCCUAAAACAGCGGAGGAGGAUGCCGCUGUUGCACCGGCGUCAUUGGAAGCGCCGCUAAUUAGCACACAGAAAAAUGCCGAAUCCUCAAUCGCCCCGAUCCAGCCUACGGCUAAGUCAGCAUUGCCAACUCUAGAAAUCGUCUGUGCUGCGGAUCAGCCGCCAACAGUGUUCGCAGCAGCGGCUAAAUUUAUCCGCUCUGAGGCUCCCAAGCUCAUCAGCUCGCUAGAGGGGGGCACCAUCGUGUGCUCUCCGGUGAAACGCUCUUCUACGACUGCACGGACGGAGCCACCGGGAGUUGGUGUGGCGAAGAAAUCUCGACGAAAGAUCACUCCUACGCUGGUGAAGACUCCCACCAAGGUUGUUGAUGCCCGUCUAAGAGCGGAAGUAAAGUCGCCUGUGCUGCAGCUUGUCCGUAUCGAGCUGGAGCCCGAUGCUAAGGAAGAACUACAGCGACUCAGGGACAACCUGCCGUGUCCGAUCAGCGUGGCAACGACGGUGGACGGAAGUGGGUCUGGGGAUAUUGAUCCGCGAUGA
Molecule: messenger RNA, 1920 nt
Organism: Perkinsus marinus ATCC 50983
Lineage: Eukaryota; Perkinsozoa; Perkinsida; Perkinsidae
Exons: 14
Coding region: 1-1920 (639 amino acids)
Biological process (GO): DNA replication-dependent chromatin assembly; nucleosome assembly
Cellular component (GO): nucleus; CAF-1 complex
Molecular function (GO): protein binding
Source: RefSeq, a predicted model, not a curated record